CGACGCAAUCCACGUAAUGGCCUACGACUUGCGCGGCAACUGGGCCGGCUUCGCCGACGUCCACAGUCCCCUGUACAAGCGCCCGCACGACCAGUGGGCCUACGAGAAGCUCAACGUGAACGAUGGCCUUCAACUCUGGGAGGACAUGGGCUGCCCGGCAAACAAACUUGUCGUCGGCGUGCCGUUCUACGGGCGCACCUACACCCUCAGCCAGAGCAACAAGAACUACAACCCGGGAACUUACAUCAACAAGGAAGCUGGUGGCGGGGAUCCUGGAAAAUAUACCGGAGCCAAAGGGUUCUUGGCUUACUACGAGAUCUGUACAGUCGUCGAUGACCCCAACUCUGGCUGGACGAAGAAAUGGGACGACCACGGACAAGUUCCCUAUGUCUACAAGGGAACGCAGUGGGUGGGUUACGAGGACCCCAAGAGUCUGCAAAUCAAGAUGGACUGGGUUAAAUCCAAGGGGUAUGCUGGAGUGAUGUCAUGGGCCAUUGAUAUGGAUGACUUCCACGGGCUUUGCGGCAGGAAGAACGAUCUUAGUUUGAUUUUGCACGAGAAUAUGGUCAACUACGUGGUACCGAGACCGCAAUAUAAUACUACUCCAAGGGUGAGGAUUUCUUUUUCCUUUUUCGGAAAUCUCUUUUUUUUCUUUUUAAUAUAGACGAUCAGUUUAAAGAA
Molecule: messenger RNA, 681 nt
Organism: Copidosoma floridanum
Lineage: Eukaryota; Metazoa; Arthropoda; Insecta; Hymenoptera; Encyrtidae
Product: endochitinase-like
Biological process (GO): carbohydrate metabolic process; chitin catabolic process
Cellular component (GO): extracellular region
Molecular function (GO): chitin binding; chitinase activity
Source: RefSeq, a predicted model, not a curated record